AUGAGGGACAAGCACCCCUUUUCUGCAAUUCUUCCCAACUUUGAGGUGAAGAUCAUCCCUGAAAACCCCUACAUCCUGACGACACCUGGCUUUCUUAGUGACAUCCAAGUGAUCAUCCAGGCCAGGUACAUCUACGGGAAGCCAGUGCAGGGGGUGGCAUAUGUGCGCUUUGGGCUCCUGGGUGAGGACGGUGAAAAGACUUUCCUGCGGGGCCUGGAGAGUCAGACCAAGCUGGUGGAUGGCCAGUGCCAAAUUUCCCUCCAAAAGGCUGAGUUUCAGGGUGUGCUGGAGAAGCUUCAUAUUAGCAUUAAUGACCUCCCAGGGCUGUGCCUCUAUGUCGCGGCAGCUGUUAUUGAGUCUCCAGGAGGAAAGAUGAAGGAGCAGAGCUCACAUCCUCGCAUUUCGUGUCAUCUCCUUUCUCCUUGGAUCUAA
Molecule: messenger RNA, 432 nt
Organism: Rangifer tarandus platyrhynchus (Svalbard reindeer)
Lineage: Eukaryota; Metazoa; Chordata; Mammalia; Artiodactyla; Cervidae
Source: the annotation of a GenBank genome assembly